Caenorhabditis angaria is the source of this 3545-nucleotide messenger RNA. NCBI's taxonomy places the organism in Eukaryota, Metazoa, Nematoda, Chromadorea, Rhabditida, Rhabditidae. The record is from the annotation of a GenBank genome assembly.
AUGUUUGGCGCCCACCAGAUUCUCGCCGUUUUUUGGUGCACAUUAGCCAUAUUCGGGAUGACAUUUGGAGCAGUUGGAGCACAACAAAAUGAGCAGCAAUUUUCGGACGGAGCACAGGAUUUGGCAGAAAUUAAUUAUGAUGAGGUUAGUUCGGCGGCGGGUCCCGGAAGGAAGGCAAUUCGGGUUACUGUAGAUUUUAGCGCGGGAAAUUUGGAGCAAUUUGGGAUACUGUAGCUCAAAAAAUGAGGAAAAACUAGCCUCUGAAGCCUUGGUUACUGUAGAACUGCAAGCGCCGGAAAAUGGAGCAAUUUGGGAUACUGUAGCUAAAAAAUCCACUACUGUAGAUCUAGAAAUUUGAAUUGAUCUGGGAUACUGUAGAUUUCUAAUCUAGGGAAUUGAGAAUUCGGGUUACUGUAGAUUUUUUUCGGGAAAUUUGAAGCAAUUUGGAUACUGUAGCUCGAAAAUUCCAGAAAAAUAGAUCAAAUUCAAAAAAUCCCAAUUUUUUUUUACAUAGAUUACUGUAGAUCUACAAAAUUCAAUGGGAUCUACAGUACUUCAAAAUUGAUUACUGUACUUCUAUUUGAGGGUACUGUAGAUUUUGGAUCUAGGAAAUUCAAUAUUCUGGGUUACUGUAGGGGAAAUUUGGGAUACUGUAGCUCAAAAAAUGAGGGAAAACUAGCUUCUGAAGCCUUGGUUACUGUAGAACUGCAAGAGUACUGUAGCAAUAUUUCUACAGUACUCGAGUUACUGUAGGUUUUCAUUUCAAAAAGGUCGGAACUUCGAGAAUUUCUUGUUAUAACUAACUAACCAUAAUAUAGUUUAGGAGUACUGUAGAUUUCCACCUGUAAAACUACAGUACCCCUAAACUAUAGUGUAGUGAAAAUUUCUAGAAAAAUUCUCAACUUUUUUUCCCAUCCUAACAGAGCAAUUUAUCAUUUUCCGGGGCAAUUUUUCAUUUCGAAAAAAAAAACAUGAAAAAUUUAUUGGGAAUUUUUUUCGGGGGGCCAAAAAUGGCUUAACAUGAGCAAUGCCUGGAUUUCAGGCUUUUCAUAAUUUAGGCAUAACUUUCAGGCCUUAAAAUUCAGCUUUUCAAAAACCAGGCCUAAAUUUAGACACGUGGAAUUCUAGGCUUCUCCUAAAAAUAAUUUUUCCAAAAAAAAAUCCAAUUUUCUAGAUUGCUCAUAUUAUAAAUGUAUAAAAGUCAUAAAUUUUUCCGCAACUAAAAAAUUGUGGGAAAAACAUUUUUUUUCUGAUUUUUUGAUUUUCUAGAAAAAAAAUCUGAAAUGGGACCUUUUUGCCACGUCAUAGGUCAAAAAAUUGAAUUCGAAACGAUACUCCGCGUUUACACCUCUAAAUUUGAGCGGGAAAUUUGCAAAAUUUGAGUAUUUUGACCCAAAAUUGAUUUACUCAGGCAGUAGAAAACUCCGGAGUUUCGCCGAAAUGGAACGAGAAUGUCGCUAAAAAGGCUCCAAACUCGGUUCCGGAUCUUUUCUCGGUACGCUUUGGCGAUUCUCCAGAGUUUUUUUGUUUUUGUCGCCUGCUUUUUUCGAAUACAUUCUAGUCUUUCACUCUCAAAAAUCAAUAUUUAUUUUCAACAAAAAGGAAAAAUUAGUUAUUUAAACUUAUUUUUUGAUUGUUCCAAUCUCCAAACGAGUAGAAUAUAGGCAUCAGAAGGUUCCUUUGGCAUUCUAAUGGAGAUUGGGUGUUGAAUUCGGCAAUCUUUUGACGAGAACUUCUGUUUUUUAUCAUUUUGAGCCAACGAUGAGAGACGCAGCACUGUGUGUGGAGACGCCAUAAGCCAUUUCAUGCUGAAAAUUGAGAAAGGAUAAUAGAUUUAUAAGGAUGAUUCUCCAAGAGUAUUAUUAAUCGUAAUUUCUCACUUUGAAAUUGUGAACGACCUUUUUGAGAUAGGAUGUGAUAAUGGUCAUAAACUUGAAAUUUGAAAACUUUCAAAGCUCAAAAACUCGAAAAACAAACGUUCAUCGAUUUUCUUUCUCAUGACUCACCUCAUAAAUAGAAUACAUCUGGUGAUUCACGAUUUUGGAAAUAUUGCAAGGCGAUCCUCCAGAAAUGAAAAUUGAACGAGCCUCUGCUUUCGAAUUCUCCUAGCACGAGGGAUUCCAAUUGAAUCUAUAAAUAAAACUAGUAUUCACUUUUGUUGAAGACACUUCACUCACCAGGAGCAAAAAUCGCUAAUUUUAUUCUAAGUCCAGGCCGACUUUUAUCCAUGACGAUUUUGUAGGACGCACAUUGUUUCUAGACGAUUUCAUUUGUCUGAAAAUUAUCAAAUUAGGCAAAGACACUCUGAAAACUGAGCAAUUUUGAAGAAAUAGCAAAAACUAGAAAACCGAAAAAAAUAAAUGAAAUGAAAAAAUGACUCGUCAUUGUCAUCAUUCGAUGGAGCGCGUUCGAUCGACAGCGAUUUGCUCCGGAGAAUCGCCAAAACCAAACUAGAAAGGCGUGCCAAACUAGAAAAAACAGGCGCUCUCUCGAUUUUCUGUACCCACUUUGGCCUAUCUCCGGAGUUUUUGCGUUUUCUGGUCCCCCUCCGGAGUUUUCUACUGCCUGAGUAGGAUGAUGAAAAUUCAGGUUUUAAACGAUGCUCCGGGUUUACACCGUCAAUUUUCAAGCGGGAAAUUUGAAUAAUUUGAAUUUUUUUUCUGAAAAAAACUUUGCCACGUCAUAGGUCAAAAAAAAAUUUCCAAAAAAAAAAAGAAUCUUUUUUUGCUCCGGAAAUACCAGUUUCCAGUUGAUUUGACUUUUAAAAAAUUCGCCAAAUUUUUUCGGCGAAAAAAAGUUUCACCAAAAAAAUUGCUCAUUGAAAUGUGAAAGUGUGGGUUGACCGAGAAAAAAAAUUAGGAAAAAAAAUUUUUUUGAAAAAAUUUGGGACAUUGCUUAUAUUAGCAAGGUUUUUACAAGAAAAUUCGAAAAAAUUUGAAUUUAUACAUUUCCCGCUUUAAAACUACAGGUGUAAACGCGGAGUAUCGUUUAAAAUUCUAUUUUCAUCAUUUUUGGUCAGAAAAUUUGAAUUUUUUAAUUUGCCCGCUUGAAAAUUGAAGGUGUAAACCCGGAGCAUCGUUUAAAACCUAAUUUUCAUCAUUUUUGGUCAGAAAAUUUGAAUUUUUCAAAUUUCGCGCUUGAAAACUACAGGUGUAAACGCGGAGCAUCGUUUAAUAAUCAAUUUUCAUCAUUUUUGGUCAGAAAAUUUGAAUUUUCCAAAUUUCCCGCUUGAAAACUAUAGGUGUAAACCCGGAGCAUCGUUUAAAACCGAAUUUUCAUCAUUUUCGGUCAAAAUUCAUCAUUUCUGCCCGGAUUUUGACGAAAAAUUCGAAUUUCCCGCCCAAAAAUCACAGGGCGUAAUCGCGGAGCAUCGUUAAUUCUUUCAGCCCCUCUACAUGCCGUCAAUCAUUCUGAAACGCGACUCGUUGCCUCCAAAUCUUCGCGGUUUGCGCGGCAAACGUUUGGCGAGCAUCAAAGGGCUGCGCGGAAAACGUGCCGGACGCUUUCCGCUUCCAAGUUCCGCUAACUACAACAACUAUUUUUAA